UGGUGGCCCUAAACAACACCUCUGGUGGCCCUGAGCAACACCUCUGGUGGCCCUGAACAACCCCAAUCACAACCAGGAUGCAGUUAACCAGAUUGUAUAAUAUGUUAAAAUAGCAAGACAUGGUAGGAGGUAGCGGGAUGGAGAGAGAUGAUAGUGUUGGAGGAAGACUCCAUCGUGACUACCGAGGUGGAGGAGGAGGAGGAGGAGGGAGAGGAAGUGGGCGAUACCGUCGAGGACUGACCCAUCAUCGCCAUGUUAUCCCAGGUGAACGCCGUGGUGUUCCUGAACAAGGACAUCCUGGGGAGGAUGAAGCCAAAGCUGACCUGGAGAAGAUGGAUAUUGUAAAACACCGACCACAUAAAGAUUUAAGUCGAGGAUUUAGUGAAGAUUCCAGAAUAUCUAAACAGCUGAGGCGGUUGUCCCGAGAAGAUGAUUCUGAACGUUACCUAGCACAAGUUCAACAGCUCCAGGAAUCAAUUAUGCUUAAUGAAAAUGUGAAAUAUGUUCGCCGUAAUGCUGAUCACAUAUUAGACUCCCUGUUUGAGAGUCUUCAUGCUGCUCCAUCACCUCCAUGUCGCUGGGAAAUCACUCGAUGUAUUGGUCGGGUUGGUCAUGUUAUGGAAGGAGACAUAAAGAGAUAUGUGGAUGUAACUUUAGAUCGAUUAGAAACAUGGAGAGCCGCAGAGAUGAAGGUGUUGGUCUUGAGAUGCAUCUUAGAGAUGUUGCGGUUGGAUUCUUCUGGGUCACAGUUAGAUCAGGUUGGAGAAAAGAUUGUGGAAGGUUUACAAGGAGUACUAGAAGGUACCGAGACUCCUGAAGUGAUGGUGGCAACGGUUGAUGUUUUAAGGGAACUUAAUAUAAAUCAUAGUCAUAUUCUUAAUAAUUAUUUCCAAGAUAUUGUGGAUAUAUUGGUUGGGUGGCACAUCGAUCACCAUCAGUCAUCAGAAGUAAUGAAGUAUGUGUCUAUGGCACUGAAAAGCUUUUCACAGCUCUGGCAGAUCAAUGUCCCUAUUGCCACUACACUUCUCUCACAGUUUGUUGAAGAUAUGGAAGAUUACUGUGAAGAUUUAGAUAGAGGUGUGUCUGGCCGGUCUUCCCCUGAGGAGGAGGCCACAACAGACCCUGUGGUGUGUGCUAAAAAAGUAGCUGCUUUCAUUAGUGUGUUCACGACUGUCCUGCGCUGCCUAGAGCCACAGGUUGACCCUGCCAUCAACCCCAUUCUUUCUCCAGACUUUUUAGUGGAUGCUCUUGGAAAAAUGAAAUCUGGGGCAGCAAAGAUAUUGCGACAUCACUGGGAGGAAGCUUUACUGGACGCUCUUAACCAAGUAUGCUUGGUACUAAUUCCAUACAGUCAAAACAUAUCGGAACUUCAAGUCCAUUUUUGUGGUGUUAUUGACCUGCAGGAGAAUCUCAUAGAGCAUUAUGGCUUUGUCACCACAUUGUCUUACCUCGCACUUCUCACUCAGAUGUUGAAGCAGAUUGGCGGCAGCCUGUCAGUCGAGUUUAUACAAAAAAUACUUGGCAAAUCCUCUCCUUUACGAAGUCUUCGGUUAUCUCCCCACCGCUCCAUCUGGCAAGCGACUCUUGGAGUGUAUCAUGCAGUUCUUAGCCUCAAGAAUGUUCCUUUACUACAAGAAGCUUACAACUACAUUCUGGCUGAUCUGCAGCAUGCUCAUCGUGUACUGAUACCAGAGGGUUUUGUGUUUACCGUGUCUGAUGUAUUGGAAGGUGUCAAGUAUAAUGAAACUGAAGCAACCAUAUUGAUGAUGUAUUAUAUGACAGUCCUGGCUGAAGUAGCUAACACAAGAAACUCCAUAAUCACGAUGUGGGCUCUUACUCCUUCAUUAGUUGACCUGCUGGCAUAUCACCUUACACCGGCCAGCUCACAAUUAGCAUUACAUUAUCCAGAGGUUCAGUAUGCAAUAUUGUUUCUCCUGUAUUCACAUUGUGCCAAGCAUUCCCACUACAUCAGCUCCAGCACCCUCAUAGUUGGGGCUUCAUCUCCAUUUAUACCGUCCUCUGUGUCGGUAAAGUUCUCUGGAGGAUCCCCGGGAGGCUUCUCUGGUUCCUCGACCAGUGAGAAUUUUACUACGAUCCUCACAGUCCUCUCUUCAGUCUUUCACCAGAGGCAUGUCACUGGGGCUAACAUCCUGCAGCUGUGCCUAGAGUGGGCUGCAGAUGUAAUGCGAAGCUGUGAAACCUCUGUAUCUCAGCUUCUGAAAAUUAAGAUCUUCACACAGUUGAUUGAUACAAUAGUGCAAACAGGCUACCACCAUCUGAAUUCUGUCACUUCUGCUGUUGCUGCUUGCUUGUCUACAAUUUUCUCAAUUUUGCCCCUUUCUCAGAACUUGGAAGAAGUAAUAAAAUUGUGUGUUCACCACGUGAGCCACAAAGACCCAAAAAUCCGAAGCAUGUAUCUUGAUCUGUUGGCAAGGUUACCUCUCAGUGCUGUUUCUCACUCACUCUGUACUGGCAAUGGUACCCAGGAAAAUGAGUACACAGCAAAUAAGGGAGACUCAUCAUCAAGUGUGGAAUUUGGAAGUCUGGACUCAACCUCAGUUAAGAGUCUUGAGCGGCACUUUGUCCUCAGGUCAACUUCUGGACAGCUGCCAUCUAAUGCAUUUCACACACUUAUGGCAUUUAUUCUUCAUGUCUCUCAGCCAAAAGGGGAGUUUUGGCAAGAUGAUCUGUUUGCCAUGUGCCAGAGAGUUGAGAGAAUGACUAAGGCUGAGGACUGGAGCCUCCCUAUUUUGGCGUCACACCUGCGUACACUGCUCUGGAAGUGGUUGGCAUGGGAACCAGCACAGCACUGCAUUGCUAAUAAAUUGAAAACAACUCUCGGCAAACCUCUAGACACAUUCACUAGUAUUGAAGGGGUCAUUAAAAGUCUAGCAAAAGAGGUUAAAGAAUGGUCAAGAUUUAGUAAAAGGCAGUUGUCUGUGAAGAACGAGGACGAUAAAUCUGCCACCAAAACAAAUGGAAUGGAAAAGGCUGAUGGAGAGAGUAAUAAUGUGAUUCAAUCUCUUGCUGUAAUGUUACUAGUCGAAUUUGUAGAGAGUCUUGAAAAGGCCAUGUUAAGCAAUGAUUGAUGUGCUGUGGCAGUUCCUCCCCCCAAACAAAGAGUGAUAGAACUUUUCUAUUCGUACAAAUCGUCAAACAUGUCUGAAUGGUUAAGUCGCAUACGAGCAGCAGUUAUAAAUUGUUUUCACUCAAUCUGUGGACGACCCUGAGGUAGCAAUCCGACACUCAUACAACUUCUUCAGGAACUGAAAGAUAACAACAAUACCCAGGGUAAUGACUUUGAACGUGCAGUCUGCUACUGUGCUCGAGCACUUGUGGCAGAAGGCUGUGAUGAAGGAGUGUCUGGUCUCUACCAUUGGUGCCGAGAUCACAUUGGUCGACGAUUUGCCUGGCUUAAACCUGCAGUAUACAGUGCUGGCAAUAAAUUUGAGAAGUCACUCAGGGGAUACUUGCAGUUUUUAGAAGGUAUAGAGGACAGCGAAGAAGCAGACAAGGAUAAGACAAUGGAGAGUGACUCCGGGUCAUCACAUGGCACUCCUGGCAGUCAUGUGGAUGUCAAGCAGUUAGAUCCUCUAAUCCAAGAGUUUAUAUACUCUCAGAUUGCAGAAUGUUACAGUAAACUAAGCCAGUGGGGAGAACUACAGAAAUGGAUGAUGCAGGUUCGAAGUAAUCAAAAGGACUCUGAAAGUGCUGCAUUUCAUUCUGGUCUUCUUAACAUGUACAGAAACCUAUCUCAUGUUCAAGCUUUGGCACACUUCGACUCUGCAGACCCAGUAGGGGUAACAGCAAGCUUGACCAACUCAGUCAGCUUAGUAGAUUGGUCCCGAGGACAGAACUGGAUCAUGUGGAAGAGGUUUCAAGACAUCAACACUGUCCUCCUUCAUUCUUUUACCUCAACAGUUUAUCCCCAGCCAUCUACUUCAAGGGAUUCAAUCAGAAAAAUAGUGUCAGAGUGUCAGGAACAAGUUGAGUGGCUCUUACAGUUGUUCACUCUUUCUUCAUGCUCAACAAUGCACCUACAUUUGCUCCUCUUCCACCAGGUCCUUCAUGAGUUGACAAGUAUUUUGGAUGAUUCUCUUGGAGUGGGUCGCCUGCAUGAGGGAUGGGAAAAUACCAACCUAAUGAGUCUGCCUGCUGACCUCAUUCCACAUGUCUCUCGUUGGGCCAAGCUUAUUGCUCGACUCAACCGAACUGUUACUCCUACCUCAAUUACAAAGUUGGACCUCUUGUCUGCCAAGCAGGCUCGCAAGCAAGAAAAUAUGGAGUUUGCAGAAAGCACCCUAAUAGGACUGCUGGGUAGUGUUAGCUCAAGUUUGUUGGAUGCUGUACUUGAAGCUGUACCCAGUGCUGAAUAUAACCCAUUACAGGCAAAGCUACACAGGGAAGCAGCUAAGAUGCUAGCAUGCAAAGGCCAUGUUGCUCAAGGAUGUGCAGUACUUGCAGGAGCUGUGGUUGGUCUUAACCCUAGUUUGGCAACCUUGGCAGCAACUGAUACCAUUCUCCUUACACUACCCCCUAAUGAAGCUGGUCAUUUAUGUGCUCGCUCCAUCAUCACCCUCAAUAAAUGGUGGUCGCAGGAUGAAAGACGACUACUGAUGUGUGGAGACACUGCAACCAGUGUCCCAUCCUGGAUGGAUAAACUUCAUACAGUUUAUCAGGAGAUGAAGGAGUUUGUACCAGAAGAAUUGCAACCCUUAGCUGAUGUUAGCCACUCUACCUUACCACUGUUGGAGAGUAAAAUGGGUCACAUCCUCACAUUAGCAGCCACACAGUGCCCUACUUUACCUAAAGUUUGGUUCCAUAUUGCCUCAUGGUGUUUCAGAUGGGGGAGAAAAAUCCUAGAGCAUAGCAGCACCAAUGACAGCCAACUCUCGGAGGUUGAUCGUAAACGUAUAGAAGAAAUUCUUGCCCCAGUAAUCGGCUUAGAAUCUGGCGAUUGUCAGGAGAAAGUGGAGGAGAUGUGCUUAUUGUUGGCAAAUAUGAGACCAGGACAAGACACACAAGAGGAAGAGGAAGAAGACCUACGACUUGAGGAAGUACAGGGAUUCCACCAGGUGACUGCUCAGAUCACAACAACACUGCAGUGUUGGGGUUUGUCAAGCAGUUUGAUUGCAGACCUCAGUUCCCGUUUAGUUGAAGUUUACAGAGCAGUUCAGGAGAGGCACUACACUGUUCUCAUUGCAGCUGCUAAAGCUUACUUCCGAUUUCUGAAGACUAGUCAUGGAUUUUCAGUAAGUCACGCAGAUCAGUGUACAGUAUCAACCUUGCGUCUUCUGCGGCUCAUGGUUAAGCAUGCUUCUGAGCUCAGAGAAGUGUUGGAGAAGGGUUUGGCUGAAACACCUACACGACCAUGGAAGCCUAUCAUUCCACAGUUAUUUGCACGCUUGAAUCAUCCUGAGCCAUAUGUACGAGGGAGCAUCUCAGAACUUCUUUGCCGGUUGGCGGAGGAUUUUCCACAUCUUAUUGUGUUCCCUGCAGUAGUAGGAUCAGCUGGUGGGAAUGUUGCUGCAAAUCAAGCUUCUUUAACUGAUAUGUUAGCAAAAUAUUUGCACAAAGGGCAACUUAGAAGAAAAAUGAAACAUGCCUUAGGAGAUGAGGAGGAAGAUGAAGAGGAAGAGGAGGAAGAAGAAUAUGACCAGGUAGAGGAAGAGGAAGAGGAGGAGGAAGAGGAGGAGGAGGAGCUUAUUUCAGAGUCAACUGAGGAGCAAGAAAGAAGAACGCUGAUGCGAAAUUGUUUCUCUGCUUUGGUAGACACACUGACAAAGCAGAUUGGAUCUAGCAUCAGCGAGGUGCAAAUGCUCGUUCAUGAGCUGCGUCGUAUUACUGUGCUGUGGGAUGAACUGUGGCUUGGGACAUUGGCACAGCAUCACAGUGACAUGUCUAGGAAAUGUCAUCAGCUAACAGCAGAGAUAGCUCGACUGAAUAACAACCUGUCACUCUCACAGACAGAGAAGCAACAGCUUGUCAAAAAGAAAUAUGAUAUCAUAUUUAAACCACUAUUGUUUGUGCUGGAUCAACUGGCGGACAUUACCUCCACUCCCCCUGAGACUCCACACGAGCACCACUUCCAUGAUACUUAUGGCUCACAAAUCUCAACUGCCUUAUCAAAUCUAAGGGAACCAGAAAGCUACUUCGAUCCUCAGGCCGCUCUCUCUGGGUUACGACAGUUACACCAAAUGCUUCAACAAAGAGCUCAUCGAAGAGCUUCAUCUAAUCUGAAGAUGCUUGAUGUGUCACCCAAAUUAGCCAACCUUCACAACACCAAGAUUGCCAUGCCUGGUGUGGUGUCUGCCAGUCAACAAGUUGUUACUGUGGCAGCUGUUGAUGGAAAUAUCUCUAUCCUUCCCACAAAGACAAAGCCCAAGAAGCUUAGCUUCCAGGGUUCUGAUGGCAAGAAAUACACUUACUUGUUUAAGGGGUUGGAGGAUCUUCAUCUGGAUGAGAGGAUCAUGCAGUUUCUUGAAAUUGUUAAUACCAUGUUGGCCAAAAAUCAGAGAGGUAAAGAUUGUGUUUACCGUGCUCGCUAUUAUUCAGUGGUGCCUCUUGGGCCAAGAUCAGGACUUAUCCAGUGGGUAGGCAGUGCUACACCAUUGUUUGGCUUAUACAAGCGGUGGCAACAGCGGGAAGCUCAUGCAGUGCUCCUCAAAAUACAUUCGUCUGCUGUUUCAAUCCAUCCUCAAGCUCCACCACAGGUUCCUCGGCCAUCAGAGUUGUACUAUAGUAAGCUCACUCCUCGUCUGCGAGAGGCUGGAAUUAGUUUAGACAAUAGAAAAGAGUGGCCCUUGGCUAUAAUGCGAGAUGUUCUCAAAGACCUUAUCAAAGAAACUCCCUCAAAUUUGCUGUCUAGAGAACUAUGGAUGUGCAGCGUAAGUGCGGGAGAUUGGUGGCACCUGACACAGACCUAUUCCAUCUCAACAGCUGUUAUGUCCAUCAUUGGUUACAUCAUUGGCUUGGGAGAUAGACAUUUAGAUAAUGUACUAGUAAAUCUUACUUCAGGAGAGGUGGUCCACAUUGACUAUAAUGUAUGCUUUGAAAAAGGAAAAAAUCUCCGUGUCCCAGAGAAAGUUCCCUUCCGGAUGACUCAUAACAUAGAAGCAGCACUAGGAGUAACUGGAACUGAGGGUGUCUUCAGAAAUGCAUGUGAGCAAGUGCUGCGUACUAUGCGCCGUGGAAGAGAAACUCUUCUCACCCUUUUGGAAGCAUUCAUUUAUGACCCUCUAGUUGACUGGACACCAGACAGUGAAUCAGGAUAUGCUGGUGCUGUGUAUGGUGGUGACCAGGCAUUGGUAUCGGGAGCAAGGCAGAGCCGACAGCAACUGGAACGUGGCCUCACCCUCAGUAUGUUUGCUGUUAGAAUGGCAGAGAUGAAGGCUGACUGGAUUGCUAACAAAUUGGAGGUGUUACAUGCCAUCCCAGAGGUGGAAGUCAGUCUUGGUGAAUGGCUCACAUCUCAUGAACUACUUGCCAAAGCAGAAGCCAACUUACAGGACGGUCACCACCUUAUGGCUGUGCUCAAGGAAGCUGAAGCCAACCCACAGCAUACUUUAUAUAGUCUGCGUCCACGCUAUGAAGAAUACUCAGUGGUGAAGAAGUCAAUUGAUCGUGCCAAAGAUCUUGUCAAUGCUCGCAUCUUGGAAGUGAAACAGUGGCACACACUGUAUUGUGCAUUUAUAAGAUUUCAGACAGCUGCACGAGUUUUUGAAAGUGGACAAGCGGGGGAAUGGCGUGCUAAGGUUAGCAGUAUGGGUAACCUUCAGGCCAGUAUGGCUCCGGUGAAUGAGUUUCUGACCAAGGCUGGUCAGGGCCAGUUGGCUACACAGUGUGAACAUACAGAAGUUGAGUUAGGUAAAGUUGUAAACCAGGUGCAAGGUGUCCUUGGUAGCAGUCUUGACCUCUUGAUUAAAUAUGGUGGUGUAUGGGUCAAUUACCCUGCGGACCACUUAACACGCCACCGCCUCUCACAACAACUGGUGUGGCUUGCAUCUCUUCUCCAAGAUUUCUCUCUAAAUAAUGCUCAGAUGAUAAUUAGCAAGAGCCACACAGAUGCCUCAGAAAGCAGCACUGUCAGCCUGGUGUGCAGUAUUGACAUGGAGCUUCACAACAAAGCCCUGCAAAUUACCUCCCAAAUACAAAAGGUUUAUGAAAGAAUGCGAGCUGAGGGCCUGAACGACAGAGUGAUGGUUGUUAAUACGGUACAAGAGACAUCACGAUCUAUUUCUGCACUAGUAAAUGAUCAUGGGAUAUCAGGAGUGGCAGCUGUAACAUGUGCUCUCCUCAAUUCCCUUACACAACUUACCAGUGCCAGGUUACGUGCAGACAAGACUGCUGCUGGCACUGGGGAGGGCCUUGUGGACCUCACAAUUGGAGGACUCUGGUGGUUACGUGAGAGCAUGGUAACCCUGGGUGGGAUGGUGGAACUGGUGACUCUCCUCACCACACAUUCCCCUCCAACCUAUCCCCAAGAGACACCUGUUAUACAAGCUGUGUCUGCUCUCCAUGAUGUGUUUGCCAGUCUCCAUGAACUGGUUCUAAACACCAGUGGAAUCAUCAUCGUAGAAGGUGUUCGGUUGUUUUGGAGAGGAGAGCCAUCUGUAGUUAAUUUGGCCACAGAGCUCCAGUCUGUUGUCUCGAGUGCCCCCACAUCACCCUCUGCACUCUGCCAGCAGCUCACUACACAGCUCCGACUAAUGAUUCUCAUGAUGCCUCCUCGCCAUGAGGAUGCUCUGCAGGAGGCCAAAGCACUUCAUCAGAAACUGAUAGAAGUUAUUGAGAGAAUCACAUCAGGAGGAUCCACUGGAAAGUCUAGUGCUGACAUGAGCCAAGGUCAGAUGCUGCUCAUGGGCUUCCAUUUAUUGUUUGAGGCUGUAGAGACACAACUGGACCAGCUGAUGGAUGCUGUUAGUCAUGCUCCACUUCCUCAGCCCUGGCCUCGAGUUGAUACAGCAAGAGAAGCUGCUGAAAUAAUGGCUCCACUACAAGACCCAGCUCUUCGUCAGAUAUUAAGAUGUUUGCUUCGCGUCAAGAAGGUACAGACUAUCGUUGAAUUUUUCACCACAGCUUAUCAGUCAUCACCGUCUUUCAAGAGAGAUGAGCUAGUUGGUAACAGGAGCAGAAAUAAUUUGUGUGAUGAAGAUCGAUUACAGAGAAUAGUUCGACGAUAUGCCAGUGACUGUGUUUCCCUCCUCCUGCUUGGCUUGCCCUCUCACUUAGCAACUCACUUACUCUUGCUACAUAGUCAGAAGCUGGGAAUAAAUGUGACAGGGUACAUUGAGGCACGGGAUGUUGGUACAGAAGGUCGAGUCAGUCUGGAGGGAAUAGUUCAGGAAGCACUGGAGUGUUGUAUCACUCGUCAUGGUCUCGACCCUGCUCUUCCCACCUCUGCUGCUACCACACUCACACAUCACCUGAAUGCUGUUAGAAAGAAAUUGCUCCUCAGACACUGGGAAGCUGAAGCAGAAGGGUUGCGGACAACUCACCAGCGAGUAACAGCCCAGCACCUUGGUCACAGACUCUACUACGUCAUGUCCUCAAGCACGCAUGUUGUUCCUGUCAUCCAAGUAAGUCGUGGUGCCCUUCUUGGAGACUUACGAAGCAAUGUGAGUAAGCUUCUUGCAUUGCAUCAGAAUGUUUCGGAAUUAAGAGAGAAGUACACAAAUAUGACAGGGAAUGUUGAGCAGCGUCUGAAAUGGGCAGCUGGCUCUAAUCCAUCCAUUGCUAAGGCACUAGAAGAGUUCAGCAGUGGUGUUGAAAUUGCCCUGAAUGGUCUAGCUGAGCUGCUCCAGAGAAGUGAGGAAGUUGCUUCACUUUGUAAUGCUGUGCUUCAUUAUGAGGCUUUGCGCGCGCACACUGUAGAUGCUAUAACGUGGGAUGCCAGUUUCACUUCGGUUUUGAAUACAUGCCAAGAGAGUUGUAUGUUAUUAGAACGUUACCAUACAACUGUAAACCCACAAGAAGAAGUGUUAGUGUCCCUGUGUCCCUUACCAGCAGAUGUCAAUACUCAGUGGAUCCAACAUGCAUCAGUUGCUGUUUCAGAUCAUAUAGAACUGCUAACUAAGUUGGUGGGUGAGCGAAGUGGAGAGUUGAGGAAGUCUGUGGAGAAUGUUCGCUCUUCUGUAGUUUCACUUCGCAUCCAUCUUACCAUGCAUCAUAAAUUAAUGUCUGACAUUAGAGCCUUACUGAAGAGUAUGGCAAAGUUUGAAGGAGAGGGCGGGUUAGCUGGUGUAGAGGACUAUCUUGCUUUAUACCGCAGCUAUUCUGAAGCUAUUUCAGGAUUAAUUCGACAAAUGCUUCAUGAUCCACUAACGCCGGACAAAGCUUCAGUGUACCUUCAAAAGCUAAGAGAUGUUACUGCUCAGACAGGAACUAUUUAUGAUCUUCUCGUCGAAUUUGGUAACCAGUGUGUUGAAGAAGCUCAAGAGGAAACAGAUGGUCAGCGAGAGAGUAGUGGAGAGUCUCGCAGACCUCCCUUGCUACGUCAGUCAAGCAUCAUAAUGUCCCCUGUCAAAACUUCCACUCCUGACUCCAAAACUAAAGUCAAGAGACAUCCCUUAACAGGGAAAGCUGUCCAAGAACACAAUGCAUAUGCUCUCAAUGUUUGGCGUCGAGUUAAAGUGAAACUGGAAGGCAGAGAUUUGGAUCCAACAAGAAGAGCUUCAGUUUCAGAGCAAGUUGAUUACACAAUAAGAGAAGCAACAAAUCUGGACAACCUGGCCACACUCUAUGAAGGCUGGACACCCUGGGUGUGAAGAGUACAGUACCCACCUCCAAAAUAAACAAAUUCACUGUUUCAUUCGAGAACUGUAUAGAUAAAACUGUAUUUUAUAACCAAGAUCAACAUGAAACGUGUUGAGUGUGUGAAUGUUAGUUUGGUGAAAUAUCAUUGACACUGAACAGUUGUUUGUUUAAAGCUAAUUCAAUUGGCUUUUCUUGAUUUCUGGCCAUUUCUCACCACAGUAUUGUGGUCCAAAGAAGAAAACUGAUUUACCAUCACUUUUCAGCUGUCUUUCCAUAAGGGUAUGGACAUCACAAUUCAACGACCCAUUACGUUAUAACAUCCCCACAUUGGUGUCAAAGUGUAGCAAUAUACCAUAAGAAACCUACUUUCUGGUCACUAUAUUCAAGUUUACUUGCCUUUAUCAUAUUUAAAAAAUUUAGUUGGGUUACCUCCUAUACAGAUAUUAUUAAAAAAGAGCUCGUAGUAGCAACUAAUGCAUCUACUAUCACACUACCUAGGUUCAUUUCAAAAUAAAUGUAUGCAGUUUUUUUUUUUUCUCAAAUAUGAUCAUGAUGUGUUCACCAGGAUUGCUUAGUUAAAGUUCUGUAUCACUUUUUCACUUGUAUCAGCCUAACUUUUUUUUUUUUUUGUCUAUUUUGUUUUAUAUUGGUAGGCACUGAUCACUUAUGUUCUACUUACCUGGAUUACCUGGAGAGAGUUCCGGGGGUCAACGCCCCCGCGGCCCGGUCCGAGACCAGGCCUCCUGACUGACAUCCAAGAUUAUAUGGCCUCUAGGAAUGCACUGGCUUUUGCUGUAUAGUACAGCAGUAACAGUUCAGAACCUCUACAGACUUCAUUCAUUCAUAUCUUUCUGUGGAGCUCCAUUGCAAUUUUGUCAUAUUUCUUUUAUAAAAAUAAAAUGCAAUUUUUACCAAUAAACCACUUAAUAUUUUUAGCUCUGUAUAACUUCUGUAGUAACAAAGGUAUUUGUUAAUAAAAGCAUUAAACACUACUUAACUUGUGAGAACAACUUGGAGACACAAGGAGAAAACUUUUUUAAUAUUUGGUUAAUAUUAUAUAGUACAUUAGUUUGACAACUGCUUCUACUGAAAAUUUCUUUUGUCACUCCAGUUACAGAUGCACAUGUAAUUAUGGCUGAAAUCAUAACUACAUCAAUAUACUACUUCACCACUUUUGGAGCACCAUAGAACUAUGUGAAAUAAAAACUGGAUAAUUUGUCAAAAUUGUGUAAUUAGCAUAUUAAUGGAAAGGCUACAUGUGGACAUACUGUAGAUAUGCAAUCAACAUUUUGACUACAAAUUCAUUAGAGUAUGAUUACUGUACCUUGUAAUUCUGUCAUUAUAGUUUCUUUCAUGAAUAAUUUUUUAAAGUACA
Cherax quadricarinatus is the source of this 12130-nucleotide messenger RNA. The record is from RefSeq and is a predicted model, not a curated record. NCBI's taxonomy places the organism in Eukaryota, Metazoa, Arthropoda, Malacostraca, Decapoda, Parastacidae.